AUGAGCGUCACCCGCUCGCCGAAUAACGAUUUUCUCAGGAAUACGGUGCAUCGCCAUGAGCCGCCGGUCACUGCCCAGCCUAUCCAGAUCUUGGUGGAGGAUAACGAGGUGGUGGUUGUGGACAAACCCUCCUCUUUGCCCGUACAUCCCUGCGGCAGGUUUCGUCACAACACGGUCAUCUUCAUCCUGGGCAAAGAGCAUAACCUGAAGGAGCUGCACACCAUUCACCGCCUCGAUCGCAUGACCUCCGGGGUGCUUAUGUUUGCCAAGACCGUAGAGGUAUCAAAGAGGAUCGAUGAGCAGGUUCGGGAGAGACAGCUGGAAAAGGAGUACGUCUGUCGUGUGGUGGGGGAGUUUCCAGAACACGAGGUGGUCUGUGAAGAGCCCAUACUGGUUGUUUCUUACAAAGUGGGAGUGUGCCGUGUGGACCCCAAAGGGAAAUUCUGCAAAACCAUCUUCCAGAGACUCAGUUACAACGGCAAGAGCAGCGUAGUCAAGUGUCUUCCACAUACCGGCCGCACGCACCAGAUCCGGGUCCAUCUGCAGUAUUUGGGGCAUCCUAUUGUCAACGACCCCAUCUAUAACAUGGAAGCCUGGGGCCCCGAGAGGGGGAAAGGCGGCAAGAUCGAUAAAACGGAUGAAGAACUCCUUAAGGCACUAGUGGAGGAGCAUCGUUCCAAACAGAGCCUGGAUAUCUUGGGUAUUUCGGAGGAGGACUUGCACUCCAAUGCUGAAAACAAAGACACUGGUAAUUCAAGUGACUGCACAAAGUCUGUGCAGGCUGAUCCUAUAAAUGAGAACCCUUGCGCUGCCGAGGAUGCAGAGGAUCCCGAGAGGGACGCCAACAAUCCCGAGAGAAAUGACAUAGCAGCUUGUCCACUGAACUCUGAUGAAAAGAGUUCGGAAGAGAAGGACCCUUUGUGCGUGGAGUGUAAAAUUACCAGGCGGGACCCGUCUCCCAAGGAUCUGGUGAUGUACCUCCACGCUUUGCGCUACAAGGGAGCAGAGUUUGAGUAUUGCUCCAAGAUGCCCGAGUGGGCAAUGGAAAACUGGGAGGAAUGA
Messenger RNA from Pterocles gutturalis (yellow-throated sandgrouse), 1062 nucleotides. RefSeq names its product RNA pseudouridylate synthase domain containing 2 (gene RPUSD2). The record is from RefSeq and is a predicted model, not a curated record. Lineage: Eukaryota; Metazoa; Chordata; Aves; Pterocliformes; Pteroclidae. Gene Ontology annotation, molecular function: RNA binding; pseudouridine synthase activity. The transcript is spliced from 4 exons. The coding region runs from base 1 to 1062 and encodes 353 amino acids. Gene Ontology annotation, biological process: pseudouridine synthesis.